AUGGCCUCGUUCCCGCCUCCUCCCACCGAGUCUCUAGAAUGGGAGAAACUCGGGGUGGCCCCCAUGGAUGCCUACCGCUCCCCCAGCGGGCAAAUCCACAUCUUCCGGCCCAAAGACCACUGCGCCCGGCUAUCCCUCUCCUGCACCGCCAUCGCCAUCCCCCCAAUCCCCGAACCCCUCUUCCUAACCGCCAUCAACCUCGCCGUCGCCGCCAACGCCGAGUACGUCCCUCCGCACUCCACCGACGCAGCGCUGUACAUCCGCCCCCUGGUCUUCGGGUCGGACGCCUUCUUCGCCGUCUCCGCAGGCACCGGCUACAAAUUCUGCAUCUACGUGCAGCCCUACAAGGCCUACCACGGCAGCCAGCCGAUCCCCGCGCUGAUCCUCGAAGACCUGGACCGCGCGGCGCCAAACGGCGUCGGCCACGUCAAGGUCGGCGGGAACUACGCGCCCGUCUUGAAAUGGAGCGAUGCUGCGCGGAAAGAGGGGUUCUUCAUCACGCUGCAUCUGGAUAGUCGGACGAAUAGCGAGAUUGAUGAGUUCAGCACGAGCGGGUUUAUUGGGCUGAAGAAGAGGGGGGAUUCGGUUACGGUUGUCGUGCCGAGUAGUCGGUCGAUUCUGAAGAGUGUGACUAGCACGAGCUGUCUCGAGAUUGCGAGGGCGUUGGGCUGGGACGUUGAGGUUCGCCCGAUCCCGUACCGCGAGCUCGAGUACUUCAGCGAAGUCCUGGCCGCCGGUACAGCCGCGAUGCUCGUGCCGAUUAGGUCCAUCACGCGCAAGUCCACGGGUGAGACGUUCCAGUUUAGCACGGAUGGUCCGGGCGAGGGGUACAAGGCGCUGCUGCAGGGUCUUCUGGAUGCGCAGAAGGGGCGAGUCCCGGCGAAGGAGGACUGGUUGUGGCCGGUUUCACCGGUUCAGUAA
This is a messenger RNA of Aspergillus mulundensis, 921 nucleotides long. Its product is annotated as putative branched-chain-amino-acid aminotransferase TOXF. The transcript has 4 exons. Gene Ontology annotation, biological process: branched-chain amino acid metabolic process. Lineage: Eukaryota; Fungi; Ascomycota; Eurotiomycetes; Eurotiales; Aspergillaceae. Gene Ontology annotation, molecular function: branched-chain-amino-acid:2-oxoglutarate transaminase activity. The record is from RefSeq and is a predicted model, not a curated record. The coding region runs from base 1 to 921 and encodes 306 amino acids.